AUGCAAGUAACAAAGGAUCUCGAAUCAAUAUUUAAAGACGCAAAACUGUCUGAUUUCACCAUUGUCGUAGGAGAUAAAGAAAUCCCUGUUCACAAGGUAGUCCUAUCAGCACGAUCUCCGGUAUUCGCGGCCAUGUUAGAGCCGCAUACGGAAGAAGCAAAAACAAAUCGGGUUGUCCUGGAAGAUAUAGAUUACGAGGUAAUGCAUGAGUUAUUAAUGUAUAUGUACUCUGGCCGGUCACCCAACAUUCAACAAAUGGGUUUGGAGUUGCUUGCGGCUGCGGACAGAUUCCAACUUCCUGGAUUGAAGGAUAUGGCUGAUCAUGUUUUGAGGAGUGGUUUGAUCGUUGAUACAGCAUGUAAAUUUCUCGUCUACGCUGAUAUGUACAACUCGGCUGAAUUGAAAAAUGAGGCGGUGAAAUUCAUUGCGCAGAAUAUCAACAGUGUCAUUCAGACAGAUACUUGGGCAGAAUUAACACGGGAUCAUGGUUGCCUCGUGACGGAAAUCGUUGCUCAUAUGUCCAGUGAACGAAAGCCGUGCAUAGGAAGUGUGAGCAGCGCUGCUAGCAGUCUCCAUGGAGUGUCAUUAAGCUCUUCCAUGUCAGGCAUCGAACCGCCAACCAAGCGUAUACGUCUUCUAACACAUGAGUAA
Molecule: messenger RNA, 651 nt
Organism: Haemonchus placei
Lineage: Eukaryota; Metazoa; Nematoda; Chromadorea; Rhabditida; Trichostrongylidae
Source: the annotation of a GenBank genome assembly